Messenger RNA from Exophiala mesophila, 3850 nucleotides. RefSeq lists its product as uncharacterized. Gene Ontology annotation, biological process: protein import into nucleus. The transcript has 2 exons. Bases 238 to 3498 code for a protein of 1086 amino acids. Gene Ontology annotation, cellular component: cytoplasm; nucleus. Gene Ontology annotation, molecular function: nuclear import signal receptor activity; small GTPase binding. Lineage: Eukaryota; Fungi; Ascomycota; Eurotiomycetes; Chaetothyriales; Herpotrichiellaceae. The record is from RefSeq and is a predicted model, not a curated record.
CAACACUGGGCAACUUUUUGCUGCAAUUUCAUCAUUUCCUUCACUUGACCAGAACCUCGUGUUCCCCCGAGGGCACAUUGCUUUUUCCUGAUCCUUGUGGUGUCUUUGCAUUUGCGGAUUCACUUUGGAUCUUUUCUCAGUCAAUAUCCCACCACCUCUCUUCCACCUCUGAACUUGAUCCCACUAGCAGCCCAACCCUCCUGGGUUGAGGGUAGAUUGUUCUUGCACAGGGCCGCCAUGGACCAACAGAAGUUCCUUGAGCAAUUGGCGAUUGUCCUUGACCCCAAGAAAGGCAAUCUUAAGACUGCCACAAAUAUCCUCCAGAAUGAGUUCUACAAGCAGCCAGACUCCCUUCUUUUCCUCAUCCAGCUCAUCAUCUCUCAUGAUAGCCCGGAGCUGAAGCAACUCGCUGCCACUCAAGCAAAACCUCUCGUCUCCAAACACUGGACGAAAAUCUCCCCCAACCAGCGUCAGCAUGCGAGGUCGCAGCUGUUCCAGGCCACCCUCUCUGAAUCUUCCUCCUUGGUCAGGCACGCUGGCUCCCGCUUGAUCAGUUCGAUCGCCCAGGUCGAUCUCGACGACGGAGAAUGGCCUGAGCUGCCAGGUCUUUUGCAGCAGGCAGCAACAAGCGCGAAUCCCGCCGAACGUGCCAUCGGCGUUUAUGUGCUUUACAGCAUUCUCGAAACAAUGGGUGAUGGAUUUAGCUCAAAGUUCAAGGAACUCUUCGCCUUGUUCAGCAAGACUAUAAAAGAUCCAGACAGCCUAGAAGUUCGUGUCAAUACCCUGUUGGCAAUAGCCAAGAUGGCUCUCGUCAUUGACGCCGACGAAGAUCCGGCCUCGAUCAAGUCGUUUCAAGCCAUCUUCCCUGACAUGGUUGCCGUCCUCAAAGACACCAUUGACUCUGGCUCUGAAGAUAAGGCCAUGUUGGCUUUUGAGGUCUUCAAUACCCUCCUGACAGCCGAGUAUCAACUCAUGUCGAAACAUUUCCAGGAUCUCGUGGCCUUUAUGAAUCAGAUUGCAACCAAUCUUGACGCUGCUGAUGAGACGAGGACUCAGGCCAUCAGUUUCUUGAUGCAGUGUGUCGUCUACAGACGUCUUCGCGUUCAAGGGGCCAAGCUGGGCGAGUCCCUAACCAAGAGCAUGCUCCAGAUUGUCACAGAGAUUGAUCAAGAGUCCACCGAUGUUGACGAUAUCACUCCUGCUCGCUCGGCUCUAGGUCUGAUUGACACCAUGGCCCAGAGCCUGCCAGCAAGUCAAGUGGUCGUUCCCCUUCUUGACGCCCUUCCACAAUAUUCCCGCCACUCUGACCCUAAAUACCGCCAGGCGGCAAUCCUCGCCUUGGGGUUCGUAGUCGAGGGCGCCCCAGACUUUUUGAGCUCUCAAUUAGCCUCAGUCUUGCCGAUUUUGUAUGCCUUGUUGGAAGAUUCUGAUGUUACCGUGCGGAAAGCCGCACUGCAAACUACUGCGAGACUGGCGGAUGAUUUGCCCGAAGACAUCACCAAACAACAUGAGAGAUUGAUGCCGCUGCUGAUCAAGAACCUUACCGCCGCUAUGAGUGCCUACAAUGGAGAAGACGAAGGCCCAUCUAUCGAUAUCAUGAAAUCUGGUACUAGUGCUAUCGAUGCCGUGGUUGAUGGUAUGGACGCUGCUGAUGCAAUUCCAUACUUGGACAAGCUUGCACCCUUUCUGCAAAAGCUUUUCAAGCAUCCCGACUUCAAGAUCAAGGCUCUUGCUGCUGGUGCUCUAGGUUCAUUGGCCUCUACCGUCGAGGCACCAUUCUUACCUUAUCUCUCUGACUCUAUGAACGCUAUGCAAGAAUACAUUGUCAAGAAGGAGAAUGAGGACGAACUUGAACUCCGUGCUAGUUGCACCGAUGCCAUGGGCGAAUUUGCCGUGGCUGUCGGUGCGGCAGAAUUCAAAGACUAUGUGCAGCCUCUGAUGCGCACCAGCGAGGAGGCGUUGCACUUGGACCAUUCGAGGCUCAAGGAGAGUACCUACAUUCUUUGGGGUUCGCUUGCAAAGGUCUAUGAAGAGGACUUUGCCCCGUUCCUUGGGGGCGUUGUCAAGGGUUUGUUCGAAUGCAUCGACCAGGAAGAAGCCGAUCUCGAGGUUGAGCUAGGUGACAGCGCCAAAGAUCUUCUUGGGAAAGAAGUCACCAUCGCUGGCCGUAAGGUCAAAGUCGCUGGCCCCGAAAGCGACGCUGAAGAUGACGAUGGCGAUAUCGAAGACGUCCAACUUGAUGAUGACGACGACAGCGAUUGGGGCGAUCUCGCAACCGUUACUCCACUUGCUCUCGAGAAGGAGAUCGCCAUCGAGGUCAUUGGGGAUCUGGCAUCCAACACAAAGACUGCAUAUCUCCCGUACAUCGAGAAGACCAUCGAAAAGAUUCUUCCCUUGACUGAGCACAGCUACGAGAAUGUUCGCAAGGCUACCCUGAGUACCUUGCAUCGGGCCUACGCCGCUCUGUACGACAUCUCAGAAGAGUCUGGCCAAAUUCAGAAAUGGAAACCCGGACUACCACUCCAGGUUGAACCUACCAACGAGCUGAAGAAAUUUGGUGAGGUAUUGAUGGCGGCAACCCUCAACGUUUGGCCAGAGGAGGAAGAUACUGCCACCGUCACCGAAAUCUCCCGAGCGCUGUCCGAGAACCUGAAAAUGACUGGUCCGUCGUUGCUUUCAUAUCCUGACGUUUUGACCAGCAUCGUUCAAGUUGUCGGCAACAUCAUUACCAAGAAACACCCCUGUCAAUUAGAUCUGGGAGAAGAUGAAUUCGAUGACGAAGACGUCGAGGGCACGGAGCUGGAGUGGGUAGUGGUGGACAGUGCAAUGGACGUUAUUUCUGGUCUUGCCUCUGCGUUAGGGGCCAGCUUCGGCGAAUUGUGGAAGAUCUUCGAGAAGCAGAUCUUGCGAUAUGCAAGUGGGCCAGAGUCCCUUGGUCGGGCUUCUGCGUGCGGUGUCCUAGCCGAGAUCAUCACUGGCAUGGACGCUGCGGUUACGCCAUACACACCUCAACUCCUGAACAUCCUCAUGAAGCGUUUGAGUGAUGAAGACGCACAAGUCAAGUCAAAUGCUGCAUAUGCCAUCGGAAGGUUGGUUGAAAAGUCCAACGAUGAUACAACCAUCACAAAGGCAUACCCACAGAUCCUUCAAAAACUCGAGUCUGUGCUUCAUAUUACUGAAGCCCGCUGCACAGACAACGCUGCCGGAUGUGUGUCUCGACUGAUUCUUAAGCACAAGAGCAAAGUUCCCGUGUCUCAGGUGGUACCUGUUCUUGUCGAGAGCGGCAUUCUACCGCUCAAAGAUGACUUCCAAGAGAACGAGCCAGUUUGGAAGAUGAUUAUCCAGCUGUACCGUGAUCAGGACGAGACCGUACAGCAGUUGACACCGAAACUAGCUCCCAUCAUGCUCAGUGUGCUCGGAGAACCUGAGGAUCAGUUGACAGAUGAGGUCAGGGAGCAGUUGCAGGCACUAGUCGAGCACUUAAAGUCCAUCCACUAGUAAGGGUUCGCACUACGUUUGAACAUCGGUUGAGGACUACGGUUAUGUUUCAUGAUUGAAUGACCACCUUGAAUAGAAGGGGAGGAGAAGAAAACAAUGACGAGUGAUACUAAUACAACCGAAAGACCUUGAUUCCACUAAUCCAGUGAUUGUGUGCUGAGGUGGACUUUUGAGGUGUCAGUAAUUCUCGGGCUCUUUUACUGUGCCAACGAGGAGUCAUGUAGAGGGAUGGAUUAGCAUGCUUCGCGAAAGGAACAUCUCGUCUUUUGAGUUGGCGAUUACCCUCGUUUAGAAGCCAAAAAGAUCCAUGACCUUGACAUUGACAUUCUUGGUUUGUUACUUGUGUGUCGCA